CUCUCUCUCUCUCUCCAUCUGUCUGAUAUAUAUUCCCAGACGAUGCCUUGAAGCAACGGAGCUCUAAAGUUGACGCCAUUUGCCUAAAAAAAAAUCCCCAAAAAUAAAAAAAUCCAAAAAAAUUAUUACAAAAAAGCACUGAAUAAAAUCAGAACUACAGACUACGGAACCUCGCCGAUUCUUCUCCCAAUUGCUACCUCAAUUGCCGCUGAAUUUUGACUGUUAAUUUCUCCACAUCUUGUGGCCUCAAGUAAUUUUAAGUUGGCAAGUAUGAGACAGUGAAUGCAGAAUACAAGUUCAACCUUUAUUUGGGCACAGUUGAAAAGCAGAUGUGAAGACAGUGUUCUUAUUUUAAUCUUCCUAUGCUUCCCUUGCUUCCUAUUUGUUUGGCGGACUUAGAUGGCCAUUCCCUCACUGGAACUACAUAGUAAAAGUCAAAGUGAUAUUUACCCAUUAUUAAUGGAGCAACCAGGAAAUCAAAUUGAUACUGAGCACAUCAUUGACAUAACAAGGAGUGGUGAUGCUUCCUCAUCUAAUUCAUCCAAUGAUGGACCUUCAACUAGCUUGGACCAGUUGCAGCAUGACGAUAGACCCGCAAGUAGUGCGAGGGUCCCUAUUUCUCAACCUUCAUUUUCUUCCUCCAAUGUAUCAAACUCCAGAAAUUCCUUCAGAAGAAGAGCAGAUGCCCGCCGUCGUAGGAGUCCAUUGAAUUCUGGGUUAUGGAUUUCUAUCGAACUAGCUCUGACUGUGAGUCAGAUUAUUGCAUCUGUUGUUGUUUUAUCUUUGUCACGGCAUGAGCACCCACAUGCUCCAUUGUUUACAUGGAUUGUGGGAUAUGCAUCUGGAUGUGUUGCAACCCUCCCUAUUCUCUAUUGGCGUUUUCGUCAUCGCAACCAGGGUCAUGAGCAAGAGUCAGCUCAAUCGCGGCAGGUUUCUUUUCACAGCAACCUCCCUGGAGGACCUACCUUUUCCCUUUCAGUUACUGGCACCUCAGAAGAAGAAGAUCGCCAACCCUCUGUUCCAGCCACGAGAAACAGUCAAAGUGUAAGGAGAUUAAGUGCAAGACUAAAGGUUCUGGUGGAAUACUUCAAGAUGGCUCUGGAUUGCUUCUUUGCUGUUUGGUUUGUGGUAGGAAACGUGUGGAUCUUUGGAGGGCACUCCUCAUCCUCUGAGGCUCCCAACUUGUACAGGUUAUGUAUAGUCUUUCUUACCUUUAGCUGUAUCGGAUAUGCCAUGCCGUUCAUUCUAUGUGCUACAAUCUGCUGCUGCCUCCCUUGUAUAAUUUCCAUCCUUGGCUUUAGAGAGGAUCUGACACAGACUAGAGGAGCCACAUCAGAAUCAAUAAAUGCUCUUCCAACCUACAAGUUCAAGCUGAAAAAAAAUAGAAAUGGCGAUGAUAGAGAAGGCAAUUCAGGUGCGGGCGAAGGUGGGGUUGUAGCAGCUGGAACAGAAAGGGAGCGGGUGAUCUCUGGAGAAGAUGCAGUAUGCUGUAUUUGCUUGGCAAAGUAUGCAAACAACGACGAGCUUCGGGAGCUGCCAUGUUCUCACUUCUUCCACAAGGAGUGUGUGGAUAAAUGGCUGAAGAUCAAUGCUCUAUGUCCCCUCUGCAAGCGUGAGGUCGGUGAGAGCUUUUUAGGUUCACUCUCAGGGUUAAGUAUCAACUAGUGAAAGAGGGUGAGAAUGGUGGUGUGGUUGAAAGGCUCAGGUGGAGCAAAUAUGUUUACUUGACAAGUAUAUGUCACCCCCCUUUUUUUUUCAAGUAUAUGUGCAUCACAUAUGGUAUGUAUGAAUUGGUGCUUCUGGUACUUUUAGGUUUCGUUCUUCUGAUGGUGGAUGAAUGAAUGACCACUUAAAAUUCAUUCAUGGAUUUUUUUUUUUGGUGGUUGAUGUUUCUAGGUUAAGAAAGGUUGUAAGAUACUUGUUAUACCAGGCAAGUGCCUUUUGACAGUCUGUUAUAUACCAAAAAUUGUUCAAUAACACACCCCAUCAGGUGGUGCACAUCAUGGAAUUGGAGUGGAAAGUUGCAGAUUUGGCUUU
Vitis vinifera (wine grape) is the source of this 2037-nucleotide messenger RNA. Its product is annotated as E3 ubiquitin-protein ligase At1g63170. NCBI's taxonomy places the organism in Eukaryota, Viridiplantae, Streptophyta, Magnoliopsida, Vitales, Vitaceae. The coding region runs from base 400 to 1665 and encodes 421 amino acids. Gene Ontology annotation, molecular function: zinc ion binding. The transcript is spliced from 5 exons. The record is from RefSeq and is a predicted model, not a curated record.